GUCUGCUGGUGGUGGCCGCAUCGGUAUCUGGUAGAGGAGUGGGAGUUGGUGGCUGCGGCCUUUGGGCUGGGAUGAACCGCGCUCUCGGUGGAGGCCGGGGAGCCGAGCCAGAGCCAUGGCCAGUACAGUGGUAGCAGUUGGACUGACCAUUGCUGCUGCAGGAUUUGCAGGCCGUUAUGUUUUGCAAGCCAUGAAACAUAUGGAGCCGCAAGUAAAACAAGUUUUUCAGAGUCUACCAAAAUCUGCCUUCAGUGGUGGCUAUUAUAGAGGUGGGUUUGAACCCAAAAUGACAAAACGAGAAGCAGCAUUAAUACUAGGCAUAAGCCCUACUGCCAAUAAAGGAAAAAUAAGAAAUGCUCAUCGACGAAUUAUGCUUUUAAACCACCCAGACAAGGGAGGAUCUCCUUAUAUAGCAGCCAAAAUCAAUGAAGCUAAAGAUUUACUAGAAGGUCAAGCUAAAAAAUGAAGUAAAUGUGUGAUGAAUUUUAA
Neomonachus schauinslandi (Hawaiian monk seal) is the source of this 489-nucleotide messenger RNA. Its product is annotated as mitochondrial import inner membrane translocase subunit TIM14. The transcript has a single exon. Bases 116 to 466 code for a protein of 116 amino acids. The record is from RefSeq and is a predicted model, not a curated record. Lineage: Eukaryota; Metazoa; Chordata; Mammalia; Carnivora; Phocidae. Gene Ontology annotation, cellular component: PAM complex, Tim23 associated import motor. Gene Ontology annotation, molecular function: ATPase activator activity. Gene Ontology annotation, biological process: protein import into mitochondrial matrix.